AUGUCUGUCUCUAAGGUUCACGCUCGCCAGAUUUUCGAUUCUCGUGGCAACCCCACCGUCGAAGUUGAAGUUACCACCGCCAAGGGUGUUUUCCGUGCCGGUGUCCCCUCCGGUGCCUCCACUGGUGUACAUGAAGCUCUUGAGCUCCGUGACAAGAUCAAGGAAGACUAUGUCGGCAAGGGUGUUUUGAAGGCCGUCGAGAACGUGAACACGAUCAUUUCCCCAGCACUUAUCGAGUCUAAGCUCAACGUCGUCGACCAGAAGGCUGUUGACGAGUUCUUGCUCAAGCUCGAUGGCACUGAGAACAAGUCCAAGUUGGGCGCCAACGCCAUUUUGGGUGUUUCCCUUGCUGUUGCCAAGGCUGGUGCUGGUGAGAAGGGUGUCCCAUUGUACGUCCACUUUGCCGAUAUCGCUGGCUCCAAGAAGCCUUUCGUGCUCCCCGUUCCUGCUUUCAACGUCAUCAAUGGUGGCUCGCACGCUGGUAACAAGCUCGCUAUGCAGGAGUUCAUGAUCAUGCCCACUGGCGCUAGCUCGUUCACUGAGGCCAUGAAGAUCGGCUCCGAAGUCUACCACACUCUCAAGAGCGUCAUCAAAGACAAGUACGGUCAGGACGCCACCAACGUUGGUGAUGAGGGUGGUUUUGCUCCUAACAUCCAGGACAACCAGGAAGGUUUGGAGUUGUUGGUCACUGCUAUUGAAAAGGCUGGCUACACUGGCAAGGUCAAGAUUGCCAUGGACUGUGCCUCGUCUGAAUUCUUCGUUGACGGCUCGUAUGACUUGGACUUCAAGAACCCCAACUCGAACGCUGCUGACUACCUCACUGGCAAGCAGCUUGCUGAUUUGUACAAAUCCUUUGCUGAGAAGUACCCCAUUGUCUCCAUUGAGGAUGCUUUCGAUCAGGAUGACUGGGACAAUUGGAGCCACUUGCUGGCUACCUCUAACUUCCAGCUUGUCGGUGAUGACUUGACUGUCACUAACCCCAAGCGCAUUGCCACUGCUAUCGAGAAGAAGGCCUGCAACGCCCUCCUCCUCAAGGUUAACCAGAUCGGUUCCGUCACCGAGUCGAUCCAGGCUGCUUUGGACUCCCAGGCUGCUGGCUGGGGCGUUAUGGUCUCCCAUCGCUCUGGCGAGACCGAAGAUACUACCAUUGCUGACUUGGUGGUCGGUCUUCGCACUGGCCAGAUCAAGACUGGUGCUCCCUGCCGCUCUGAGCGUUUGGCCAAGCUUAACCAGUUGCUCCGUAUCGAAGAAGAGCUCGGUGACAACGCAAUCUACGCUGGUGAAAACUUCCGCAAGGCUCACGAACUGUAA
Messenger RNA from Zychaea mexicana, 1311 nucleotides. Its product is annotated as enolase. Gene Ontology annotation, molecular function: phosphopyruvate hydratase activity; magnesium ion binding. Gene Ontology annotation, biological process: glycolytic process. Gene Ontology annotation, cellular component: phosphopyruvate hydratase complex. Lineage: Eukaryota; Fungi; Mucoromycota; Mucoromycetes; Mucorales; Lichtheimiaceae. The transcript has 3 exons. Bases 1 to 1311 code for a protein of 436 amino acids. The record is from RefSeq and is a predicted model, not a curated record.